Molecule: messenger RNA, 2524 nt
Organism: Scomber japonicus (chub mackerel)
Lineage: Eukaryota; Metazoa; Chordata; Actinopteri; Scombriformes; Scombridae
Gene: prom1a
Product: prominin 1a
Exons: 22
Coding region: 32-2524 (830 amino acids)
Cellular component (GO): apical plasma membrane; microvillus; cell surface
Molecular function (GO): cholesterol binding
Source: RefSeq, a predicted model, not a curated record
ACUCUAGUUUAACAGCGAGCUGGGGUUCACGAUGUGGAAGACAGGGAUCCUCCUGCUCCUGCUUCGGGUGCUCCUGGCGUCCGGCGAACUCCAGCAAGAGACGGAAUCGCGGAGACUCCCACCGCCGGGAAAGUUGGAUUUCGGUUAUGUGCCUGCGGGAGUUUACGAGACACUGGCCCACUACGAACCUGGACCGAUUGGGAUUCUGUUUCACAUGGUGCACACGUAUCUGUACAUCGUGCAACCCAACGUUUUCCCUCAAGAUCUUCUUGUCAAACUGGCGAAGGACAGGUUUGGAGCCAUUCAGACAGAAUAUCAAAAGGCCAUCUACUACGAGAUAGGCUUCCUUGUAUGUGCAGCGGUUGGCCUGCUGUUCGCCAUCCUGAUGCCCAUAAUCGGACUCUUCUUCUGCUUGUGCCGCUGCUGUGAUAACUGCGGCGGGGAGAUGCACCAACGGCAGAGGAAGAACGCAGACUGUCGGCGUGGCCUGCUGGGAACGCUGCUCUUCUCCACCUCACUGGUCAUCACGAUUGGAGUGCUGUGUGCGUAUGCUGCCAACCAGAACCUGAGCUCACAAGUGAAGAACAUACGGAGACUGGUCAACAGCAACAUGAGGGACCUGCAAACCUUCGCUAAUGACACACCAAUGCAAAUUGAUUACCUAAUAUCCCAAUACGCCACAGCCAAGAACAAAGUCAUCUAUGACCUAGAUAAUAUUGGUCCGUUAUUGGGUGGAAGGAUACACGAUCAGUUGGAUAAGGAGGUCCACCCUGCCCUGGACAAAGUGCUCAAUAUGGCUGGAGCCAUGCGAGAAACCAAGGAAGCCCUGGAGAAUGUUAGUGUUUCUCUCGAAGUCCUCCAGGAAGGAACAGGAAAACUCAAUUUUAACCUGAGCCUGGUCCGGAUCAGUAUUAACCGCACACUAAACGACCCCGGCUGUCAUGACGAGGAUUCAGACGCCACAACUGCCCAGCUGUGCCGCAACAUCCGCCAGUCACUGUCCCAGCUGCAGAUCAGCGCCAACUUCACACGGCUACCCAAAGUCACGACUCAGCUGGAGAAGAUGAACAAUGUAUUGAAAACAGACCUCAGCACUAUUGUCCAGAGGGGUCACUCCUCUUUGAACAACACACCAAGCAUGGUGACUGAACAGACCAGGAGUGUCGUGGAGAAUGUGCAGAGUCUGGUGGACGACAUUGGCAGUAACAUCAGCAGCUUUUCCAAGGCGUUCCCGGUGCAGAGCUGCCUGUCCAACUUCACUAUCUUCAUCAGCCAUGCUCACGCCAAGAUUGAGGACUACUAUCCUGAAAUUGACCAAAUGGACUUCUACAGGUGGAUUGGCUGUAUCGCUUUGUGCUGCAUGGUGGUCCUGGUCCUGGCCUUCAACUACCUGGGCCUGCUGUGUGGCACCCUUGGAUAUGACAAGCACGCCUCGCCUACAACACGGGGCUGCAUCUCUAACACAGGAGGAACGAUGCUCAUGGCUGGUGUUGGAUUCAGCUUCAUCUUCUCCUGGGUGUUGAUGGGAGUGGUGACCGUCAUCUUCCUGACUGGAGGAAACUUAGAGAAACUUCUCUGUGAACCUUUCCAGUCUAAAGAACUCUUUAAGGUUGUGGACACGCCAUAUCUGGUCAACUCAGAGUGGAAGAACUUCAUCCCUGGCUACAUGUACAACGACUCUGACCUCGAGCUGACUUCGGAGAGUUUGUACAGUACUUGCAAAGAAAACAAAGGCAUCUAUUCCGCCAUGCGUCUGGACAAAGUCUUCAACAUCUCCUCUUUCCUGAACACUACAGUGUUUACUAAGGAUAUGGUGAGUCAGCUGGAUAGCGUGAAGAUCGACCUGAGGGCAAUAAUCUUGUUAGAGGCGGAGGGGAAACAGAACCUGCUGGAUUUCUCCGAAGCAGGACUGUCAGAAAUCAACUAUGCCGACUACCUGGAAGAGGUUAACAAAGGAAUCACUGUGGUGGACCUGCUCUCAUUUGCCAGAGAGCUGGAGGCCCAGACGGACCUCAUGCCGAGAGGCCCUCUGCAGUCUGCUCUGAAAGGCUAUGUCGGCACUCUGCGGCAGAUCCACAGCCAACAGAUCAUCCCCAUGGAGCAGGCCAUGAGCGCAUUGAACCAGAGUAUGAGAUUCCUGGAGAGAACAGCGUCAGACCUGCCGAACAAAGUCUUAGCAGUUCUUGAGGCCAUUGAAAUCGCACAAUAUCUCAUCUCCCAGAAUGCUACACAUUUAAUCAAACAGGAAACAGAAAAAUACACAGCGACCCUCGUUGGCUACUUCCAUCAAUACGUAGAAUGGGUCAGAACAUCUCUGGCCAUGGAGGUAGCACCAUGCAAGCCCUUCAGCAACAUGGUGGACACAGCGGAGAUCAUAGCUUGCAGUUUCCUGAUCGACUCUAUGAACACUUUCUGGAUGGGUCUGGGCUGCAGCACCCUCUUCCUGCUCCCAAGUGUUAUCCUUGCAGUGAAAUUAGCCAAGUUCUACCGCAGGAUGGACACAGAGGAUGUUUACGACGAGUGA